AUGGCAAAUCAUAGCCUGUUUUCUCUGGCUCUUCUGAUUUACUUCAUUUGCGCAGCAGAGUAUGUACGGAGUUCUAACGUCAAUAUUGAAUUGACCAAUGGCUUACCAGCAAAGCAUGCAGCGGUGCCAUUGCACAUUCUCAUCAAGUCACAAACUAAAGCUGUUGAUGAGCGCGUAGUGAAGCUGGGCGAAAGCUUCAAAUGGAGUGUAACCCCAGAUUCUAUAUAUUACGUCCGCGCAAUUCUUGGCCAUAAGUUUGCAUCUGUCCAUGGGUUUGACCCAAGUAGAGACGCAGGUCAUGCGACUGUCUUUUGGCUGGUGAAAGAGGAUGGGUUUUAUCUUAGCUAUGACAAUGCUUCUUGGAACAAAGUGGCGCCAUGGGUAUCUGAAUGA
This is a messenger RNA of Vitis vinifera (wine grape), 393 nucleotides long. RefSeq lists its product as uncharacterized. Bases 1 to 393 code for a protein of 130 amino acids. Lineage: Eukaryota; Viridiplantae; Streptophyta; Magnoliopsida; Vitales; Vitaceae. The record is from RefSeq and is a predicted model, not a curated record. The transcript has a single exon.